Actinia tenebrosa (Australian red waratah sea anemone) is the source of this 2981-nucleotide messenger RNA. Its product is annotated as dynein axonemal intermediate chain 3. Lineage: Eukaryota; Metazoa; Cnidaria; Anthozoa; Actiniaria; Actiniidae. The record is from RefSeq and is a predicted model, not a curated record. Gene Ontology annotation, cellular component: inner dynein arm. Gene Ontology annotation, biological process: inner dynein arm assembly; cilium movement involved in cell motility. Gene Ontology annotation, molecular function: dynein heavy chain binding; dynein light chain binding.
ACGUUGUUGAUUUUCAAUAUGGCGGCAACAUUGUACUCAUAAAGUUCUGCGGCCGUAAUAAAAAACCUUUGUAGGGCUUCUUUUGCGUUUCAUCCAAGACUUUGACAUGCCCGAAGAGAAGAGAGAAGAAACGGAGCAAAGUAAUGAUGGCGAGGGCGAAGGAAAAGAAAAGAUUCCCUCAGAUAUUAUGCCGCUUUUCUUCACCAGUAAAACCCAAGAGAUUUUUGGUUGCAAAGGCGAUGAAGAUGUCACUGAAGAAAACCCAUUCAAACUGAUAAGCAAAGAAGCUAUUGAACAAGAUUUUAAAUCCAGAGCUGCAAUAUCUGACUUCCAUCCUGCUAAGAAAAUUAUUCAGGAAUAUCCUGCUGAUGAAGUACUCAUUGUCUAUGACCCUAGCUUUAAAUAUGAUCAGAAUUUUUAUCUUUGCCUCACUGAAGAAGCCAAGGAAAGACAUCUAAAUCCCCCAUCAGCAGCGGAAGAAGGUACUGCAGGUGAGGAAGCUGAAGAGGAAUUGGUAGAACAAUUAAAGCAGUUUCCAAGGACUCCUCUGCCAUGGGACUCAUUUGGCAGUGAGCUUGAAGUGAAUGAAGAGAUUGUGGUUGAAAACAGGCAAAAGAUGAAAUUCAGAAUUUCAAGAAUUAGAAGAGAGUUUGGAGUUCCUGUAUCUUUUACAACUCGAAACGCCAGUGAUACCAAAGAUGGCAUCAUAGAAUGUCAUUCAUAUGAAGAAGAAACACCAAGCUUUUUAAGAAAAGAACUUGACAAGAGCACUCAGGCAAUUCCUGAACUAAUAAAUACUGGUAACCAAACGGAAUGGAGAAAACCCUGCAAUGCUUUUACACAGUAUACACCAAGGGAAUUUAAUGAAAAAGAAAAAGAAGAAGUAAAUAAAACUGAUGGCUUAAAAGACUUCGUGGAAAAGAUCACCCCAAGGUUUGAGUUAGCUCUUCAGCAAAAUGAGAUCAUGGAUGUGUUUUAUGAUGACUACCUUGCAAUGAAUGAUGAUGAAACAACAUUUGGUGCAAAGUCUGACAGCUAUCUCAAGGAAUACCAAUCAUUCACAGAUCUUCAGUUCAGUAAGGAAAAGACUAUAACUCACAUUGAGUGGCACCCAACAAUUAAGGGUAUAAUUGCUGUUUCUUGUGGCGAAAGGCUGGCAUUUGACGACAGAAUUGACCAAUUCUCUCGAAUUUUGAUGACACCUUCACUAGUUUUGAUAUGGAGUUUCUCUGAUCCCAUACACCCGCUGAUUCUCCUUGAAGCACCAGAUGAUAUCUACUCAUUCAAAUUCAAUCCAUCAGAUCCUAAYAUUAUUGCAGGGGGGUGUAUCAAUGGGCAGGUUAUUAUGUGGGACAUCAGCAACUACAGUGAAAGGUUAAAAUCUCAUCGGCAGUCACAUGGUCAAAGCAAGAGGAAUUCAAUGAACUCGUUGCCUGGUUUUGAAGAUGAUUCGCUCAAAGAUCAGUCUCCAGUGAUUCGAUACUGUGCUGUGUCAUCUAUUGAGCACACCCACAAGACAGCAGUGACAGAUGUUCAGUGGAUACCAGAUCAUAUGGAGAUUGGGCGUAUGGGAUUAGUAGUGGAAAACAAGUCUCAGCACUGCUGUCAAUUAAUGACAAGUGCUGCAGAUGGGACUGUCCUGUUCUGGGACACUCGCCCAACUAAGUCAGCAGCACCUGCUCAAACCACAACCACUAAUCCUACUGGGAUACCACCGACUUUCAAACAUCUGGAUCUAUCUUGGAAGCCAAUACUCAAGGUGGCUGUACAGCGUAUGACGGGUAAUGGAGAGUUUGGCCCAACCUGCUUUAGCAUUACGGAGAAGCAAGGCAGUAGAAUAAAUGGAGUGAAAGGCGAGAAAGAACCUGAACAAACUGGUAUGACACGCCAUUCCUCAAGUCUUGGUAAAUCCAAGGACCAAGGGAAACCACUAGAAAAUGUCAGUACAAAGUUCUUUGUGGGCACUGAGGAAGGAGAUAUGGUGUACUUGGAUUGGAAGCCAGAAAAAGAUGCUGAUAGUGGAAAAAUAUUAACACCUCGUCCAGAAUUCGUUUGGCAGGCUCAUGAGGGUCAUAUCAACACUCUUACACGAUCACCUUUCUUCAGGGACAUCAUUCUUACAGUUGGUGGAUGGACUUUCGCCAUAUGGAAAGAAGGCGYUACUAGUGAUCCGUUGCUACAGUCAGCUAGUCAUAUUCUCAAGCUAACUAAGGGUCACUGGAGCCCAUCAAGACCUGGUGUGUUUUUCAUUACAAAGACAGAUGGUAGUGUAGACGUGUGGGAUCUUUUAGACAGGUCCCACGAGCCGUCCCUAACCCAAAACGUUACUGCAUCUCCAAUAACAACAAUCUAUCCACAUCAGGUGUCAGGCAAGCAGCAGCUAUUGGCCGUGGGGGAUACCAUGGGCACGUUACAUGUGAUGGAAGUACCAUGGAAUCUUAGACAUCCAUCCACUAAUGAAGCUAAUGUCAUGGAAAAUUUCUUUGAGCGUGAGGUAAAGCGCCUUACGUUCGUUGAAGAACGCAAAAGGAUUCGUGAAAUCGAAAAGAAAGAGCAUGACAGUCAGUUGUCUAAAAAACAAGAUGCUAAGAAACAGGAGGAAACAGAAGCAGAUUUAGAAGCCAGACAGCGAAUGGAAUACCAAGAAUACCUAGAAAUGGAGAAAAAAUUACUAGAGGAACUUGGAAUCCGUGAGGAAUCUGAAGAGCUUCUACUGGAUACAUAAGAUAAGUUGGUUGGUAUCCAUCGUAUGGCCAUCGUCUCUGGAUUUUUCUGGUAUCAUCUUCAUCUUUUAUCAGUUUUUUGUGCAUAAAGCUUUUUUUGAAGUCCAUUAGUGUUAUUGUCAGUUACUUUGAAGAAUAUAGUUAACAACGCACUUAUCCCUAACUGUUUUGGGGGUAAGGGAUUUCACGUUUUAUAAACUUAGAAAAAUAGUUAUGUAUAAAUCAUUUGUAUUUAUUUAAAUAAAUGCUAUCAAGAUC